AUGGAAAAAUCUAGCAGAACAGCGAGACAGGAUGAUAAGAAUAGAUGCACACGAAUAUCUCCACUAAAAAGACUGGGGGUUCAGGUUGUUUUGGCCGUUCUAUUCAUGGGAAUGGCGCAUACCUUGGAUAUUAGAAAGACUCUAGAGGGCAUUAAAGAAGAGGCAAGUAGAAUAGUAAAUAUGGAAGAUCGGACUAAAAGCGGAGCUGUUUCUGUUGAAAAUGGCGAAAAAAUAGAAGUUCCAGAGGGCAGUGAAAAGAGCUCGCCGACCGGUGCUGAAAAGGACAUGCCCGCAGACAAUGAGAAAGAGAAAAGUCUUCACAUUGAGAGUCUAGUAAAGGGACAUGAGCUUCUUGCUAAACAAGAGUAUUUGAGCGCGCUUGAGUACUACUCUCUUGCACAGGAAGAGUAUCUGCAGAGCGAAAAGCCAGAGGAGUCAGUUCAGAGAGAAAUCGGCAUGGGUCUGUGCAAAGCGCUGCUUGGUCUAGGAAGGUUUGAUGACACAAUUAAGGAGGUAAUUAGAAUUGGUGUAAUGGAUUCAGAAGGGCUUGCAAUACUUCAGAAGGCCACGCAGUUCAAAAAGCUAACUAUUAACUCGCCUGAGGAGGAAGUAAAUAGCGCAUUAAUGGAAAGCCCACUCUCUGCAGCAUUGCUAAAGAUCCGAAUUGCCCAGCGCAUACGCAAAAAGAUGUACCAGCUGGCUCUUUUUGACGCUGAAGUUCUGGCUGAAAUAGACACGGAAGAGAAAAGCGGAGAGGCACACAUGAUGCACUGCUACUUUUUGAUGGGGAAGACAGACAGUGGUAUGAACAUACUGAAGACUAAUGAAGAGUUGUCAACGCUCUAUGAAAAAGCACAGUUUAUUGUUCAGAAAUAUAAUGGUUUAAAUCGGCACAAUAGCAGAUGCACUGCAUACAAUUAUAGAGAGUGGAGGACAUUUACUGAUAAGGACCUGGCCCUUGCAAGGCUGAUUGACUCUCGUUUUACGCCUACAAUCUUUACAUACACAAUGAUAAAGGCAUUGGAGAUUGUUGUUAGAAUGGGAAUUAUACUUAAGGAGUCUCCUGCGCGUGUAAUUGCAUACUCUGAGCAAAUUCUCAAAGAAAAAGCCAGAGGAGGCGCGCCAACUGAAAAGGACUGGAAGGACCACAUCAGUGUAAUGAUCAAUUUGGGCAAGUUCUCGAUGGCACAUGAUGCAAUAAAAGAGAACAUGAAGACAGACAGCGCGGAGUACAAUGCAGUAAAGAAGCUCUAUAAUGAAAACAUUAAGAUUGCUCGAGAAAAGAAGAAUCAGGAGGAUGCAAUUAAGAAGAAAAAAAAGGAAGAAGAGGACAAAAGGGCUACUGAGGAGGCUCUUAAAAAAGAAAAGGCGCGGUCUGAGAGGAGAAUACGUGUAGUGAAGUCGAAGAGAGGCAGACAUGUUGAUCCAGAAGGGUUUUACAAGUAUUUAGGCUUAAAGAAUGCAGCACCCAAGGAGGAGGUGAUGCGUGCAUAUAGAAAGGCCAGCAAAAAGGCGAAUAUCUCGUUAAGAAAAAACAGAAACAACCCGGAAGAAGAAAAAAAGUGUAAGGAUGCAAUCAUCAAGGCCAAUAAGGCAAAAGAUGUUCUUUCAGAUGACAUAAAGAAGCAGGAGUACGACACUGGAUACUAUAUGACAGAAAAAGAAAAAGAGUCUUGGGGGUACAAUGAUGAUGUAAUGGACCAAUAUGAAGGAUCUAAUGGCUCAUAUGGAAGAGAUAGCCACAACGGAGCCGAUCUAUUUGAAAUAUUAAUGAAUGGAGGCGGCUUUGGCGGAGGCUUUGGAGGUGGCUUUGGCGGCGGAGGCUUUAGCGGAUUUGAGGGCGGCUUUGGAAGAGGCGGAACUCGUAGAGUGGUUUACUAUAUGUAA
Molecule: messenger RNA, 1887 nt
Organism: Nematocida ausubeli
Lineage: Eukaryota; Fungi; Microsporidia
Exons: 1
Coding region: 1-1887 (628 amino acids)
Biological process (GO): protein folding in endoplasmic reticulum
Cellular component (GO): endoplasmic reticulum
Molecular function (GO): misfolded protein binding; protein-folding chaperone binding
Source: RefSeq, a predicted model, not a curated record